Messenger RNA from Capsicum annuum, 2474 nucleotides. RefSeq lists its product as uncharacterized. Gene Ontology annotation, molecular function: zinc ion binding. The record is from RefSeq and is a predicted model, not a curated record. NCBI's taxonomy places the organism in Eukaryota, Viridiplantae, Streptophyta, Magnoliopsida, Solanales, Solanaceae. The transcript has 2 exons. Bases 785 to 1576 code for a protein of 263 amino acids.
UAUAGCAUCUACCAACUAUAGUAUGAAACUAAUAUCAAAUUUAGUUUCGGGUACUAUUUUAUACCACCUCUUGUAUGAUAUAAAAUACUUGAGAAUUAUAAUUUUGAGAUAAUUUAAUUUACGUACCAAACAACCCGAAUCUAAAGUCAAAACAGGACAUAUUAGGAAAGUAGUUACUCAAAAUGUAACUGCUGACAGCAUUGAUUGACAGUGACAACAUUUUACUAUUUCCUCGGAUAUCACCUGUUCUUGUCUUACUCACAUCCUCAUCCUAGUUAAGGGAUUUUUGUGUUAUAUAUUGUUUGUAUUCAUUGACCUUUUUUUUUUUAGCAUUUGAUUGAUUUGAUUAGAGGGAAAGAGGGGUUGAUCAAUCUUGGAAUUUUUUGAGUUUGCCUUUAAAGUGUGUGAUUAAUUGCUUGAAUGAAAUUUGUGUUAAAUUUGAAUUUGUUGAACCAUGAAGUGUUUGAUUGAUUUUGUUGGAGGGAAAGGGUGUUGAUCAAUUUUGGAAUUUGGUGGCAGCUCAGGUAGUUUGGUUUUGUCUAUAAACUGUUUGAUUGAAUGCUUGAAUGAAAUUCUAAGGAGUGUUAGUGUUUGAUUGAUUUUGUUGGAGGGAAAGUGUGCUGAACAAUCUUGGAAUUUUGUGGCAGUUCAGGUAGUUUGGUUUUGUUUGAAAGCUGUUUGAUUGAAUGCUUGAAUGAAAUUUGUAUUACAUCCUAUUCGUCGACUGUUUUAAGUGUUGGAUUGAUUGAUUGCUUGAUUGCUUGAAUGAGCUUUUGAGGAGGUUAUGGAUAAGGAGAGAGUGGAUGUUCAUGAGACAGUGAUCACUAUAAGAUUGGAUGAAGAUGAAGAAGCUGAAAAAUCAAGAAUUUGUGGGGAAGAGGGAGGUUCGGAUGUGAAGGGAAAUGGGACGGAAGGGAACGAGGUGAAAGUGAAGGAUUUGAAGGGAAAUGGUUCGGGAGGGAACGACGUGAAAGUGAGCGAUAUGAAGGGAAAUGGGCCAGGAGGGAACGAGGUGAAAGUGAAUGAUUUGAAGGGAAAUGGGUCGGGAGGGAAUGAGGUGAAAGUGAACGAUUUGAAGGGAAAUGGGCCGGGAGGGAAUGAUGUGAAUGUGAAGGAUUUGAAGAAAAGUAAUGAUUUUUCGAUUGUAAUCGAUGUGAAGUGUGAUGGCGGUGACAGGAAAAUGGGAGAGAAUUUGGAAGGAGAAUGUCAAAGGGUGUGUAGAAUUUGUCAUUUGACUACAUAUGACGCUGAAAAGUGUUCGGUGGAUUUGAUUGAGCUUGGCUGUGGAUGUAAAGGAGAGCUUGGAUUUGUACAUUCUCGCUGUUCCGAGGCUUGGUUUAAGCUAAAAGGAAACAGAGUGUGUGAAAUUUGCGGGGAGGUAGCACAAAGUGUUACUGGAGUCAGCAAUAACCGAUUUAUUGAAGAGUGGAAUGAUGCAAGAUCUACUGCAACCGGUACUGAUUCAACCGAAACGACUAGAGGUUGGUGGCGUGGUCAGCCGUUCUGUAACUUCUUAAUGGCGUGCCUGGUAAUAUCAUUCAUGUUGCCAUGGUUUUUCCGCGUAAAUAUGUUUUGAUGAGGUAAAGAGGGUACAUAUUUACUUCCGCAUUAAAGUAAAUGUAGAUACCAAUGCUAUGUUCGUUAAGCUAAGUUGCUCGGUUUCUCCAAAAGUGCUGCCGCACCCGUGCCGGAUCCUUACAAAAUGCACUACUUUUGAAGGAUCCGACACCCACCCGAUGAUAUUUUUGAAAAGUCCGAGCAACAUAGGUGUUCAGUACUCACAGCCAAAAAAAAGGGGCAGCCUGGUGCACUAAAGCUACUGCUAUACACGGUGUCCGGGGAAGGGCCCCACCACUAGAGUGUAUUGUAUGCAACCUUACCUUACAUUUCUGUCAGAGACUGGAACCCGUGACCUCCUGGUCACAGCCAACUUUAAUUUUUGUCACAUCUGCAUUGUUUAGCUUAAUUUGGGCAAAAUUCUUGUUGACCUGAGAAUAUUUUGGAUACUAAAUGUAGAAGGGCCAAUACUAUUAGCUAAAUAUAGCCUUUGGCUGUAUUAAAGUUUCAACAUAUGUUGUAAAUUUCUUCUUUUGCAUUAUUAUGGUUUUCAUAUUGUAGUGGGUAAUUUUAUGUACAAAUAACAUAAACAUACACCUUAACUUAUCAUAUUUACACAAAUUUCACCAUUACAAAGUAAUUAUAAAAAUUCCAACUAAUUUUGUAUCUUCGUUGGAUGUAUCAGGAUCUAAUUAUGUAUCUUGACAGAUCCGAAAUCAAAAAAAUGUAUCGGGAGCUAAUUAUACAUAAGAAAAAUUGUAUUUUUGUUGGAUGUAUCAAGAGUUAAUUAUACAGAUCCACAAUCGGGAUUUUAGUAAUUAUGCAAAUGUUUUGGAAUUUUCUGUAAUUAAGCUUCGAACUUUGAGAUUUAUGUUGUUUGCCCUAAGUUUUAUUAAUGUGAGAUAAUCUUCUGGCCC